AGAAAUGUUCUCCAAGCAGCGAAAUCAGAAGCUUUUCAUGCGCUCUGACUCCCACGCUACUCGUGCCCAGAAGGUGUUCGCGCUUGACUACUGCGCGGCCUCCUUUGUGACUGAGGGUGAGGUCAAGUACUGCAUCGCCAAGCUCUUCUCCGGCGAUGUCAAGUUUGCCACCGCCUUGGAUUAUUAAGCUGCCACUUUAGCAAUGCUGGGUAGAUAGAAGUCACAUUGUUUAACAAGAUUAAAACGUCUUCACAGGAU
Messenger RNA from Guillardia theta CCMP2712, 258 nucleotides. RefSeq lists its product as hypothetical. The record is from RefSeq and is a predicted model, not a curated record. Bases 5 to 187 code for a protein of 60 amino acids. The transcript has 2 exons. Lineage: Eukaryota; Cryptophyceae; Pyrenomonadales; Geminigeraceae.